CCCCCUCCCAGCAGUCGGCGCUGACCAUGGAAUCGGCGGAGAGCACGGCCGCCGCCGCCGCGCGGGCGUCCAACGGCGCUGCCCGAGCUGUCGUCGAGGACGACGACGAGGACGACGACGUCCCCGAGGUGGCCGCCUGCAUAUCGACGAUGCUCGACCGCGGGGGUAGCGUGGAGAGCCACCGCCUCUUCCUGGCGCGCCGCACCGCGCUGGAGAUGCUCCGCGACCGCGGGUACGCCGUUCCGGAGGAAGAGCUCGCCCGCACCCUCCCGGAGUUCCGCGCCUGGUGGGAAUACAGGCCGGAGCUCGAACGCCUCGCCUUCUCCACUACCCUCACCUCCGACCCGUCCAGCAAGGUGAAAGUUGUGUUCUGUCCACCUGGACCUGUCAAAAUCGCAGCUAUCCGGCUGAUAUAUACCGAAGUCAAAGAUGAGAACUUGUCCAGACUGAUUCUGAUACUGCAGGGCAAAAUAAUGUCUACAACCAGAGAAUCCAUCAAGGAGAUCUUUCGAUUUAAAGUUGACACAUUCCAGAUCACGGAAUUACUGGUGAACAUCACUAAGCAUGUCCUCAAGCCCAAGCAUGAAGUGUUGACUGCAGAGGGGAAAGCUAAGCUCCUGAAGGAGUACAAUGUGGUGGAUUCACAGUUGCCUCGCAUGCUGGAGAAUGAUGCUGUUGCUCGCUAUUAUGGGCUAGGCAAGGGAACUGUUGUUAAGGUUAUAUACGACAGCGAGCUUACCGGGAACCACGUGACGUACCGAUGCAUUACCUGAGGGGCCCAUGUGUUUCGGUGGAUGAAGUCUCGUAAGCAGUCUGUAAAAAAUUACCUCUAAGAGGGGCAGGUGACACUGUUCUGCUAGGCUUUUGUAAGCACCCAAUUGUGCAGGAUGAAGCUUGCUGUAAGCUAUUGGUAAAAUCAUCUUGCGCCAUUGCCGUACCUUAAGUGCUUGGUGUUAAUCUUGGAAACAGUGAGACAACUAAUCCUGUAGUGAGUUAUCUCGAUCACUUUCAGAUGUCUCUGAUGGCCUUCGAGGCUGUUACCUUAGCUGUCCUCUUGCAGGCUACAGCUGAAGUGUGUUGCAAAAUCACUUGAUUCGAACCAAGCUGUAUCCAGUUAUGGAUUCUGUUAGGUUUUGCAAAUCAGUGACAAACAUCUGUCACAAACAAUAGUCCAGAGGCUAAGUAAGGUGUCCUAUAAUAUGCAGCUAACUGUGCCUUGGUCUGUUUUUCUGGGGCAGAAUUUCUUCGUUGCCCUCUGCCUUCCACUUUCGUCUGCUGCUGCUCUUGCUCGUGGGGUUACUGCAAUACUUGCUGUUGCUGUCACUCUGCUGGUGAUGUACUGCUGUUCCUGGUGGAGUGGUGGGAGUGCUCCCUGCAUCUGCUUUUCAGUAUGUGAGGCUUGAGCUUGCUCAUGUCUGAUAGCCGGCACUGGUUUUAUGAAGAACUCGUCAGCUACUUUCUCCAGACAUCUGAUCUAGGAGAUGAUCCAGUCUGAAACAAAAGUAUCUUUUGAUUUUAUUUGACUUCGUCAAUAAACCGGGACAAAGCCUGUUUCAUUUCAUGGAUACGGCAAUAUGAAUGGAAUUUAAUAUC
Messenger RNA from Zea mays, 1593 nucleotides. RefSeq lists its product as uncharacterized. The coding region runs from base 27 to 773 and encodes 248 amino acids. The transcript has 4 exons. Gene Ontology annotation, biological process: tRNA transcription by RNA polymerase III; transcription by RNA polymerase II; transcription elongation by RNA polymerase I. NCBI's taxonomy places the organism in Eukaryota, Viridiplantae, Streptophyta, Magnoliopsida, Poales, Poaceae. The record is from RefSeq and is marked provisional. Gene Ontology annotation, molecular function: DNA binding.